AUGCCAGAACGGGGACCAAACGCGGGCCAACCUGGUCGCAGGCCAGAAGCACCACUGUCAACACCUCCGCUCAAGAGACGCCGCCGGCCCCCCCUUGCAUGCUUUCAAUGUAGAAGGAGGAAGGUCAAGUGCGAUCAGGAGAGACCCUGCAAUAACUGUAUCAAGGCUAAAAUUCCCGACUGCAACUUCCCGCCUUCGGAAAUUCCUGGAUCCCUGGACCACGGUCCCGAUCUUCCGACACCGCAGACUCAGGCGGAUUCAAUAUCCUGUGAUUCGCCGUCUUCGCAAGACCCUUCAGCAUUUCCGGGGCAAAGACACGUGGACAUAUUCCCGGAAGUAGAAUCGGCGAUAAAUGUUCAGAGCACAUCAUCUCCUGCUUUGCCAAGAGACCUGAACAUUGGAAUACGAUCCCGCCAUGUUUCGCAGUCACCACACGGUGAUCCGCUGCUUCAGAGGAUAAAGGAAUUGGAGGAAAUCGUGAAACAGCUAUCCAAUGAACGGGCCUCGACACAUCACGCGCCCCAUACCCAGAACCAGGCUGCAGCUGGCAGCUGUGCGGGCUCAGGAGUCAGGUUUGGUGCCCAGAGCGCUUGGAUCAACGGCACCAGCUUAUAUUCAAACAUACUCCGGCCACUUGCGAAGGCGCAGUCCGAAAGGUCCCAGCUCCAUCAAGUGACCAGCAACUUCAAGUCCUUCCGCAGACAGAUCGACCAGUAUUUUGCAGUCCCCAUCACGCCGAUAGCCACCGGGACGAGAAUACCGGACAAACCGUUGGCCGAUUGUUUUCUUGAGAACUAUUUUGACCACUUUGAGGGGUGGCUACGGGUUCUUCACGUGCCUAGUUUCCGUUCCGAGUAUGUAAAGUUUUGGCAGCAACGGGACACGGUCAAUCAGAUUUUUGUCCUGCAGCUUCAGCUUUGCAUGGCCUUGGGGAUUACUGCGCAUCCAGAAUGUCUCGUCUGGAAAAAUGCCGCAAACCAAUGGAUACUGGAAGGCCACAGGUGGCUCCAGGAUUCGUUUGAAAGGGCGAAGAAGAAGCCCUCCUUUGAGGAAGUACAGCUAGCCUGUCUCGUCCUAAUUGCUGAAGCCAACGCGUCCGAAAACGAUCAGAUGCACCAAUGCUGGGUAUCAGUUGGUCAACUUGUGAGACGGUCAAUGUACCUGGGACUUCACCGCGAACCUCGACAUGUCCUGCCAACUCCUUCCAUCAUUCAGGCAGAGAUGCGCCGGCGGCUAUGGACGACUGUUCUUGAGUUGAAUCUCAUGUUGUCCCUCCAAGCCGGCCAAACAACCUUGGUCUCUCCUUCAGAUUACGAUAUUCGUCCCCCAUCCAAUAUGACGGAUGAGGAGCUCACAAAUGAGCCCGAUGACACUAAAGUGAUAGAAUCCAGUGCAAGGAAGCAGACUCGAACAACUCCCCAACUGGCUCUGUUCGAAUCGUUCCAACUUCGCUCCGAACUCGUCAACAAAUUGAAUGGCAUUGGCCAAACGAUAUCAUAUGAUGAGGUUCUUCGUUUUCACACAGAUCUGAGCAAAGCCAAAGGAAGAAUGCAACGAACUUUCAGGGCUGGCUACACAGCUACCGCCCCGACGAACUCCGCGCAUAAUUCAAUCGCGAAUAUCAUCAUCUCUCGGUACCUUUUAGCCCUUCAUCUCCCUGUAUUGGGACAUUCAAUCAGAAACCCGACCUUUCAUUAUUCUCGGAGGUUUUGCAUCACAGCCUCGAUUGAAAUGGUCAAGGUCAGUGGAAUGCUAGAGAGUAGCUGUGGAGGUGAUCCGGCUGCAGCUCCCACCCUCAAGAGACUCUUCGUCAACAGCCCAGGUCUUUUUCGCCAUAUCGCGAUCCAAGCUAUAUUCGCCAUUUCAUUAGAGCUCAUAACUUCGCAAGAGGAGGAACUGGAAAACCCUGGGGCUUUCCCAGUCUGGGAUACCGACGAGUUGUUUCGAUCUCUCCAGGCGGCUGAGGCGUGGUGCGCAGAUCGAUUACAGGCUGGAAUCUCCGACCACCUAGGCUACUGUUUCGUCGGUGCUUGUUUGGCAUACGCUCAUUCUCUUCAAGCUCAGGGACCGGAAACUGAUCUUGGUCAGGUCGUUGUCCAAGCGGCAUUGAGGAACGUCGAAAACUGUUCGAGGAUUAUGCGAGAGGUUGCUGAGAAACUGGGUGUGCCGGUCAGCCAGGGCACUUCAAUUACUUCUGGGGCUGGAAACAUCUCUGCCUCGUUGCCAGACGUAAUGGACAUGACUAUGGAUCUAACAAGUGGCUUUUUUGGUGUUGGUAUGGAUGGUUUUGCGUUUGAUUGGACUUAUCCUUUAGACAUUGGACUGGAGCCAACUUGGGGGCUUAACACUGUUUCUAACACUUUGUGA
Molecule: messenger RNA, 2367 nt
Organism: Clonostachys solani
Lineage: Eukaryota; Fungi; Ascomycota; Sordariomycetes; Hypocreales; Bionectriaceae
Source: the annotation of a GenBank genome assembly